AUGAAUCAUAACGACGCACCAAAUAUGCAAUCCUACCCAUCUCCUAACGCGACUGCUGCUGACAGUGGUGGUGGACCUUUCUAUGGACCAACUUCCUCAAAUCAACAUCAACACCAACAUCAACAACCUCUACCUACUCCCGAUGAACUGCAACUUGCAGAACAAUUAUCUGCCGAUGCUCAAUUAUCCCGUAGCAUGCAACCAAAUAUGGGAGCAAAUCGUGGAAUGAGCGAAAAUCCAGAUCCUCGAGGUCAAGGAAAUGUCAACUUGAACCAUCAAUAUCAGCCAGAUCAUCAAAUGCAUGGAGGUCAUACACCUAUGAAUCAUGGACUUAUAGAUGUUGGACCUCAAUUUGAUGAAGAAUCUAUAUCUCCAGCUGGAAGGAAGAGAUCAAAGGUCUCAAGAGCUUGUGAUGAGUGUCGGAGGAAGAAAAUCAGAUGCAAUGCCAAUGAACCAGGAAAUGAAGACAUAUGCUCAAAUUGUAAAAGAGUAGGUGUUAAUUGUCAAUUCAGCAGACAACCUAUGAAACGUGGACCAAGCAAGGGCUACAUCAAAGAGCUUGCUGAUCGAAUAAAUACAUUGGAGGGUCAAGUACAAGGAACUGAGAUGCCUCAAUACUCUCAUACACAAGAGAUUUUACAGAGAAGACCUUCCGAAGAGUUUUCUCCGACUCCGAAUCCUGAUCAGAUUCCCCGCAAGCGUGGUUAUUCUUCAAUUUCCGGCUCCGGCGAAUUUGUUUCUCCGUAUCAACAACAGAGUAUGCCUCCUAAUUGGAUUCCUCAAGAACAACAAUCGCGAUCUUCUAUUCCGAAUUCAUCAUAUCCUGCACGAUUGCCUGGUUCUACCCAGCUACCUACUAGAGAGCAGAACUACUCGCCAAAUUUAAUGGUAUCUCAGCAGAAGUGGGUGGACGCACCUGAUGUGGGUGGCUCUGGCGAAGCAGUCAAUCACACCUCUCAAUCUCAUAACGAAGAUGCUGUGGAAUGGAUUGAUGAUUCUCUUCUUGAGAGUUAUUACAAGUUCAUACACCCAACUUAUCCAAUGCUAUCCCUUACCAAGGCUAGGUUAAAUGCUAGACUUUCUGCUUGUUCUGCUCCAGUCAGAUAUGCUUUUUGGGAGGCUUUAUAUGCGGCAGUCAGAUCAUUUCCCACUGCCAUUCCUCUUAAACCACAGGGUAUUACACAUGCAGUCAGACUCAUACACACUGCCCCAUAUGAUACGCAAACUACCCGUUCUCUUUCUACGAAUAUCGUAUAUCUUCAAAUUAUGAUGUUAUUAGCAAUUGAAGCCAACAAUCAACCACGAGAAAUUCAAGACGGUGAAAUAAUUCAAUCUCCUUCUGUUUGGUUGGGUACCGCUGUUGGUUACGCUUAUUCUUUAAGAUUACACGCACACAAACCAAUUGACAAAUCAAACAAUGAUCCAGAUUCUGAUGAUAAGCAUGUGCGACGUGUUUGGUUUAGUUUGGUCAUCAUGGAGAGAUGGAAUGCUGCAGUUACAGCUUGUCCAUUACAAAUUCCUGAUUCAGUAGCACAAAUUUAUCCUGAUGAUCGAGCUCUAUUAGGAGAGGUUGCAUACCAUUUAGUUCGUGUCGCCGUUGUUAUUGGAAAUUACCUGGAAGUAAAACUUGCCUCGACUGAUUUACCUCCACUCUCGGUUCACCGUGGACUUCACGCUCGGCUUCUCAAAACCCAACUCGAAUUAUUACGUCAUGAUCUCAGUACUUCCGGUAUCACCCCUCUCGACUCUCCUGUACUUCAUAUAGGUUACUGGUGUGCUUAUCUCCUCAUUGUACUCCUUCAUACGCCACAAGAAGAUUUCGAUGAACAAAUGAGAGCCACUCACUACAUCAUUAGUCAGCUUUCCUUCAAUACCGAUAUGAGAUCUCCAUUGGUACAUUACUACAAAUGUUUCGCAGCCCUUGCACUUCCGAACCUCCUUCAAUUUGAAGCCACAAAGAAGGAUGCAGAAGCUUCAUUAAAACUUUUUCUUGAAGGUCGUCUAGCUGCCUCUUCUUGGGAUAAUUCAAUUAGAGAAUUCUUAAUCAAUAGUUUAGGAACUCAAAGAAGAUUAUCAACGAGUCAGGUUCAAGGUCAAAGCCAAGGUCAAGGAACACAACAAACCACGAUUACUAGUACAAAUUCAAAAUCAGAUGAUAAUCAACAUAUGAUCACGGCAGCAAAUCAAGGUCUUCAACGUCUUGCGGAUUUAGCAACGGCUUCUACGGAGGAUAGAGUUGAAGUUGGAGUUUCAACGACGGAUGCGGGAGUAAGAAAUGAUAAGGAUGGAACUUUUUCAAGUGCUGGCUUGACUAAAGUCUAG
Sclerotinia sclerotiorum 1980 UF-70 is the source of this 2322-nucleotide messenger RNA. RefSeq lists its product as hypothetical. Gene Ontology annotation, biological process: positive regulation of transcription from RNA polymerase II promoter by galactose; DNA-templated transcription. Gene Ontology annotation, molecular function: RNA polymerase II cis-regulatory region sequence-specific DNA binding; DNA-binding transcription factor activity, RNA polymerase II-specific; zinc ion binding. The transcript has 4 exons. NCBI's taxonomy places the organism in Eukaryota, Fungi, Ascomycota, Leotiomycetes, Helotiales, Sclerotiniaceae. Gene Ontology annotation, cellular component: nucleus. The coding region runs from base 1 to 2322 and encodes 773 amino acids. The record is from RefSeq and is a predicted model, not a curated record.